AUGUUCAAGAGUCGUAGCGAAGGAAAUGUUGUUUAUAAGUGCACGGUUCGAUUGUUGGAGGAUUUAGACGUCUUAGAAUGUGAAUUUCAGCCACACCACAAGGGCAAUUUUUUGCUGGACUAUGUAUGCGAACAGUUGGAAAUCAGCGAGAAGGACUAUUUCGGGCUUCGAUUCGUGGACUCUGGCAAGCAGAGGCAUUGGCUGGAUCUUGCAAAAACGAUUAUCAAACAAGUAAAAGAUGUGGAACCUUUAAUACUAUCCUUCCGUGUAAAGUUCUAUCCUGCCGACCCCUGCCGUCUAACGGGCAACGGAAAGGUGAUGCUUUUUCAACAGCUGAAGCGUGACUUACGACAUGGACGGUUAUACUGUUCUAUUGGAGAAGCUGCCGCGUUAGGAGCCCUCAUAGUUCAAGACGAGCUGGGUGAUUUCGAUCCCGAAACACACACAGGGGAGUAUGUUUCUUCACUGAAAAUCGCUUUGCGUCAGUCGGAGCAGCUGGAGAAGAAAGCUAUGGAACUGCACAGAAAGCGUGAACCCGGUCAGGAAACGGUAGCGGCUUACGACGAAUUCGUUGGCAUCGCGCGUAGCUUGGAGACCUACGGUAUUGAUCCGCAUCCAGUUAAGGAUCACCGAGGCACACAGCUCUACUUGGGAAUUAACUUUUCCGGAAUUAGUACCUUUGCUGCAGGACGGAGGGCACAACACUUCCGGUGGCCAGAGGUGCACAAGAUCAAUUUCGAAGGGAAGAUGUUUAUCAUUCAUCUUGCCUACACGGACGAUCGACGUGAGGUGAAAAAGCACACGGUAGGAUUCAAAUGUCCAUCGGGAUCUGCUUGUAGAUAUGUAUGGAGAUGUGCCAUUGAACAAAUGUUAUUCUUUACUCUUCCAACAAGCCAACAUGCGUCAGUAAUGUCCGGGGGAGGAUUCUUUUCCUGGGGUACCAAGUUUAGAUAUUCCGGUCGAACCGAGCGGGAGAUUCUUUCAGAAUCGCUCAAUGCGUUGCGUCAGCAGAAGAUGAACAAUACAAGUCCCAGCAAGAGAAAAGCACAAAGUGUACCGGCCACACCAUCCAGCCCCCAAGGCGAUCUAGCGGAAAUCCGUAAGUCGCGAUACAGCAGCCUUCCUCGGUCGACAAUGUCGGAACCAUUGGGCGGUUGCAACGAUCAUAUGGCUUCAUCCGUUUACUGUCCAGAUAACGCACUGCCAACGCUGGAAACUGUCUCGGAGGAGGCACGCAAAACAAACGGUGAGAGCAAUGACCAUCUGUCGGAUUACUACUUUCGCGAUUCAUUUGAUCAUUCGUCGUCUGAGUCAGGGUUCGCCAGUAAUGCGAUUGAAAACCGCCUCGGAUCGCAUCUGCACCAUCGCCAAACAUAUACUUCCGAUAAUAUUUCGUCGCUGGCUAUGCACAGUAUGGCGAAUAAUUCAACCAUUGUUCAGCAACAGAACGCCAGUAAUAGUGCAAAGAAUCUGAAAAAGUUCUCCCUCAUCCAAGCAUUUGUUCCAUCGUUUUUCUUCGUCGUUGUGGUGUUGGCCGUAUCGGCUGUGUAUAUUCUAGAAUCAGAUUCGGAAAUGUUCAGUACGUUGAAGAACUGGCCGGAGAUGAUUUGCUUACGCUAUCAGUACUAUCAGCCUCUGAAGGAAUUUUUGACGAAAAAGUUUGGUGCUAUAUUCUGA
Sabethes cyaneus is the source of this 1677-nucleotide messenger RNA. RefSeq names its product FERM domain-containing protein 5 (gene Frmd5). Gene Ontology annotation, cellular component: cytoskeleton. The record is from RefSeq and is a predicted model, not a curated record. NCBI's taxonomy places the organism in Eukaryota, Metazoa, Arthropoda, Insecta, Diptera, Culicidae. Gene Ontology annotation, molecular function: cytoskeletal protein binding. The transcript is spliced from 8 exons. Bases 1 to 1677 code for a protein of 558 amino acids.